This is a messenger RNA of Fusarium venenatum, 180 nucleotides long. The record is from RefSeq and is a predicted model, not a curated record. NCBI's taxonomy places the organism in Eukaryota, Fungi, Ascomycota, Sordariomycetes, Hypocreales, Nectriaceae.
AUGUACUCAGAUGUCAGCUCAGCAGGAACACACGGCCUUCAGCAUGAGUCUAUGCUACGCUCUAAUUGUGCAUCAAACCGCUAUUUCAUCCCCGAAACUUGGCCCCCUUCAAUCGGGUUCGCGCAUCUUAUUCCGCGAUGGGGCGACCCAGCUUAUGCCCUGUCUGCUAUUCGUGAGUAA